AUGCAAUUACAAUUUGUUUUUAUUUUAUUUAAUUAUAUUUUUUAUUUUGUAUUUCAUGUUACUUCCUAUCAAAUAAGUAAAUCUCAAUUAACUGAUUUAAUGGUACCACUCGAUAAAACUACAUCAAUAUACGAAAGUUUCAAAUAUGAAGAAAGAAAAAUAUUGUGGGCAAAAAUUAAAAAUCAAUUAAAAAGAAAACAAAAUAUUAGAACAAUUGAGGAUAAGCCAAAAAUAAUAAGAUGGUUAUGGGAAAAAAUAUUUCCUUCUCCGGUUACAUCAUACGACAAAAUGCCAUUACCAUCAUAUGUAAAAUUGUUAGCAUUAGAAAAUAUUUUAAAUAAAAACAAUAAUUUUUUCAAGAUAGAAGAAAUUGAAAAUAUUCUUAAUAUGAAUAUAUAA
Messenger RNA from Strongyloides ratti, 399 nucleotides. RefSeq lists its product as hypothetical. The record is from RefSeq and is a predicted model, not a curated record. NCBI's taxonomy places the organism in Eukaryota, Metazoa, Nematoda, Chromadorea, Rhabditida, Strongyloididae. The coding region runs from base 1 to 399 and encodes 132 amino acids. The transcript has a single exon.